CGCACACGAUGUAGGGUGCAGAAUCAAAACAGUUAAAUUUGACAGCUCGACAUUGUCCCUCACAAGGAAAAUGUUAUGAAAACGUUCCUGGCAGGCUGAGAAACAAACCGUGAUAUUCAACCAACAUUUUCAGAAAGUGGGGCCGAGUUGUGGAGGAAUGCCAUCACGGGGAAAAGCUUCUUUUGGCCGGUUUAUCCGGGAGCGGUUGCAGCGCCUCUACAGCUAGCUGAUUAGCUUCCCAGCUCCAUGGCGAUCUACAGGCUGAGCAUUACCAUAUAUAGACCGGGCACGGAGCUCCCUGGCCGGUGAAAUGUAAACGGCGACGGGCUCGGGAGACUGAGAAAGGGAAAGCAAAGACAAAACUCAGCUUGAGAGACCAAAACCACCAUCUUCACCAUGUCAUCCGAGCAGAUCAUCGCCAUCAUCAUGGAUGACAAAACCUACGAGGUGAAUAAAAAGAAGCUGAUUGAGAAGAGCGACUACUUCCGAGCUCUGUACAGCUCGGGGAUGAGGGAGUCCACGGAGGACUCGGUGCAGCUGCAAGGACUCAGCGUCCUGGGCUUGGAGCUGGUCCUGGAGUUCAUCAACACCUCCAAAGUCCAGGUAGUCAACGAGACUCUGGAGGAUCUGAUCGAGACCGCCUCCUUUCUCCAGGUCACCUCCAUCCUUAAGCUCCUCACUUCGGAGAUCCGGCUGGAGAACUGCGUGGAGCUGUACAGCCUCUCCGAGGUGUAUGGGACUCACGACCUGCGUACCGCUUGCCUCAAAUACAUGACCUGCUACUACCACCCCAUGCUGAGGCGGCCCGAGUUCAGCAGCCUGGCCUCUGCUGUCAGGGACCAAGUCAAGGAGAUGCGCAUGAAUGGCACUGCCACCCUGGUGGCCAUCGGAGACUUCACCAGCCUGUCCCUGGACGUUCCGGAUCAGGAUGAGCCCUGGUCCAUGCUGAGGUAUGGAGAGGUGGAGCAGCGCUGGAAGCCUCUCGCCAACAACCUCCCUCCAGAUAUGAUCAACGUCAGGGGGUAUGGGUCGGCCAUCCUCGAUAACUACUUGUUCAUAGUUGGCGGGUACAGGAUGACGAGUCAGGAGAUCUCUGCUGUGCACUGCUACAACCCCUGCAGGAACGAGUGGAACCAGGUGGCGCCACUCAACCAGAAGAGGUCCAACUUCAAGCUGCUGGCUGUACAGGGGAAGCUGUACGCUGUGGGAGGCCAGUGUCUGGGCACAGUGGAGUGUUACAGCCCUGAGCAGGACUGGUGGACCUGCGUCUCCUCGAUGCCCGACCCGCUGGCUGAGUUCUCUGCCUGUGAGUGCCAGGGUAUGAUCUACGUCAUGGGUGGAUACACUGCGAGAGAGAGGAACACAAACAUCCUCCGAUACUGCCCCAUCUCUGACACCUGGACGACGUUCCGAUCCUGCCCGGCUCACAUCCGGAAGCAGCAGAUGCUCUCCGUGGAGGAUACCAUCUACCUGGUGGGUGGCUACACCCACGAGCUGGACACGGGGCUGCGGCGGCGACGUCCCAGCCAAACGGAGGACGUGCUGACGGUGCAGUCGUACAACGUCACCACGGGGGAGUGGCUCCAGCUGAAGGAGAACACGUCCAAGUCGGGACUGAACCUGACGUGCACGCUGCACAACGACGGUAUCUACAUUAUGAGCCGGGACGUCAGCCUGCCCACCAGCCUGGAACACCGCGUUUUUCUCAAAUAUAACAUUUUCUCAGACGCUUGGGAGGCCUUCAGGCGCUUCCCGGCUCUGGGACAGAACAUGCUGCUCUGCUCACUUUACCUUCCUAACGUGCUGUGACACGCAGAGCGGCGGGAAAGCUCGAGCACUGUUAA
Pundamilia nyererei is the source of this 1844-nucleotide messenger RNA. RefSeq names its product kelch-like family, member 42 (gene klhl42). The transcript is spliced from 3 exons. The coding region runs from base 397 to 1809 and encodes 470 amino acids. Lineage: Eukaryota; Metazoa; Chordata; Actinopteri; Cichliformes; Cichlidae. Gene Ontology annotation, molecular function: protein binding. The record is from RefSeq and is a predicted model, not a curated record.